Molecule: messenger RNA, 717 nt
Organism: Leishmania braziliensis MHOM/BR/75/M2904
Lineage: Eukaryota; Euglenozoa; Kinetoplastea; Trypanosomatida; Trypanosomatidae
Product: putative c2 domain protein
Exons: 1
Coding region: 1-717 (238 amino acids)
Cellular component (GO): endoplasmic reticulum
Molecular function (GO): lipid binding
Source: RefSeq, a predicted model, not a curated record
AUGGGCCGCCUGGAGGUGCGAGUUUGCGGUGCUCGCAACAUCGGCCACACCCAACGGACCGGUGUCCCCGACCCGUACGUGAAGGUCGUGAUGGGUGACCGGAAAAAGACGCAGGUCAAGUACAAGACAAAGGUGGCCCACAACAGCCUCAACCCAGCCUGGAAUGAGGUGGUCAAGUUCCAGAUCGCCGAUUAUGACUCCGCACAGGUGGUGUUUGAGCUUUGGAACGACAACGUCAUUGUAGACGACCUCAUGGGGGUCUACAGGCUCUCUGUGAACGGCUUGACACGCCGCGUAGUGAAGGACAUGUGGGUCAUCCUCACAGGCACGCACCUCUCCUCGGCAGAGCUUCAUCUGCAGGUACUGGCAGUGGACUUUGGCGCUGACCCUCAGCCCAGCAGUACGAUGGUGCACUCCAUCGAAGAAUAUAUUGGCGCUGCAGCCACGAAUCCUGAGAUGGUUGCUACAGAGACGAAGACGACAGCAUCUGCGGGUGACUUCGACUCCGUCGAGAAAACGAUGUGCGGCGAGCCGGCGAUGGGCAUCCCGCUGCAGGCACAGGUGGCGCCUUCACCACAGCCGCUGCUGCAAGCCGUCUAUCUGCCGCCGCAGCCUCCACCACAGGUAAUGUACUACCAGCAAAUUCCACCACAAGGCGGCUACUAUGGUGCAGCUCCGCAGCAACCGUACUACAUCUAUGGCCAGCCACCAAUGUAA